CCUGAUAAACGCAUGCGGACUACCGAAAGCAGCGGUCGUUGGCGGUUCACCGACUCGAGCGGGGACCUGCGGUGAGAGAUUUAUUUGAAGAAAAGCCCUCAGCUGGAAGCAAACCACGACUGAAGACGAGGGAACAGCAGCAAGUGAACCAGCCCGAGGACUGAGAGCACCGACUGGAGAGAAACCCAUCUGACUCAGGGUUUCCAUUGAUUCAGUCAGGAGCAAGUCUGGAGUGCUCAGGGGAAAUACUCAUGUUACCUGUGGUUAUUGUGGCGAUGCAGAAGUUGCUGGAGAAUUUACAAGUGCGAAGUGAUAUUUGGAAAUCUGACAUUUUAAAGUGUAAUUUAGCAAGCAAAUCGCAUAUGGACAAAGUGCAAAAGCUCUGGUUAAAUAUGACAAGGAAUUUGUCUAUGGGAAUCUCGAACACAACACGCCAGUUUUGCUGUCUCUGUCCAGAUAUUUAAGAAGAGGAGCAAGGGAUUCACUCAGUCAUUUCAACUGAAGGUACAUCAGCAAGUUCACACUGGACAAGGCCAUUCACCUGUUGUAAGUGUGAGAAGGGAUCCAGUCAGUUAUCCCACUUGUGGACACACCAGUCAGGUCACACUGGGCAGAGGCUGGUCAUUUGCUGAAUUUGUGGGGAAUGGUUCACUCGAUCAUCUAACCGAAUGGCACACCAGCAUGUUCACACUGGAGAAAUGCCGUUCACCUGCUCAGACUGUGGGAAGGGAUUCACAAAAUCAUCUCAACUACUGAGACACCAGUCAGUUCACACUGGGCUGAGGCUGGUCAUUUGCUGAAUUUGUGGGGAAUGGUUCACUCGAUCAUCUAACCGAAUGGCACACCAGCAUGUUCACACUGGAGAAAUGCCGUUCACCUGCUCAGACUGUGGGAAGGCAUUCACUAUAUCAUCUCACCUACUGAGACACCAGUCAGUUCACACUGGCGAGCGGCCGUUCACCUGCUCAGACUGUGGGAAGGCAUUCACUUCUUCGUCCCAUCUGAAGGUACAUCAGCGAGUUCACACUGGAGAGAGGCUGUUCACUUGCUCAGACUGUGGGAAGGGAUUCACUUCUUCGUCCCAACUGAAGGUACACCAGCGAGUUCACACUGGGGAGAGGCCGUUCACCUGCUCAGAAUGUGGGAAGGGAUUCACUUGCUCAUCUAAACUGAAGGUACAUCAGAGAGUUCACACCGGGGACUGGCCGUUCACCUGCUCAGACUGUGGGAGGGGAUUCACUUCUUCGUCCCAACUGAAGGUACAUCAGCGAGUUCACACUGGGGAGAGGCCGUUCACCUGCUCGGACUGUGGGAAGGGAUUCACUUACUCGUCCCAACUGAAGGUACAUCAGCGAGUUCACACUGGAGACAGGCCAUUCACCUGCUCAGUCUGUGGGAAGGGAUUCACUCGGUCAUCCACCCUAAUGGCACACCAGCGGGUUCACACAGGGGAGCAGCCGUUCACCUGCUCAGAAUGUGGGAAGGGAUUCACUUGCUCAUCUAAACUGAAUGAACAUCAGCGAGUUCACACUGGAGAGAGGCCAUUCACCUGCUCAGACUGUGGGAAGGGAUUCAGUAAAUCAUCUGACCUACUGAGCCACCAGUCAGUUCACACUGGCGAGCGGCCGUUCACCUGCUCAGACUGUGGGAAGGGAUUCACUUGCUCAUCUGAACUGAAGGUUCAUCACCGAGCUCACACUGGGGAGAGGCCGUUCACCUGCUCAGACUGUGGGAAGGGAUUCACUCGACCAUCCCACCUACAGUUGCACAGGUCUGUUCACACUGGGGAGUGGCCGUUUACCUGCUCAGUCUGUGGGAAGGGAUUCACUUGCUCAUCUAAACUGAAGGAACACCAGAGAGUUCACACUGGAGAGAGGCCAUUCACCUGCUCAGACUGUGGGAAGGGAUUCACUUCUUUGCCCCAACUGAAGAUACAUCAGCGAGUUCACACUGGAGAGAGGCCAUUCACCUGCUCAGAGUGUGGGAAGGGAUUCACUAAAUCAUCCUACCUACUGAUCCACCAGUCAGUUCACAAUGGCGAGUGGCUGUUCACCUGCUCAGACUGUGGGAAGGGAUUCACUCAGUCAUCUAAACUGAAGUUACAUCAGCGAGUUCACACUGGGGAGUGGCCAUUCACCUGCUCUGAAUGUGGGAAGGGAUUCAUUAAAUCAUCCCACCUACAGUUGCACAGGUCUGUUCACACCGGGGAGAGGCCGUUCACCUGCUCAGACUGUGGGAAGGGAUUCACUUGCUCAUCUAAACUGAAGAUACAUCAGCGUGUUCACACCGGGGAGAGGCCAUUCACCUGCUCAGUGUGUGGGAAGGGAUUCACUCGGUCAUCUGAACUGAAGGUACAUCGGCGAGUUCACACUGGGGAGAGGCCGUUCACCUGCUCAGACUGUGGGAAGGGAUUCACUAAAUCAUCUCACGUACUGAGACACCAGUCACUUCACAGUGGCGAGCGGCCGUUCACCUGCUCAGACUGUGGGAAGGGAUUCACUUGCUCAUCUCAAAUGAAGGUACAUCAGCGAGUUCACACUGGAGAGAGGCCAUUCACCUGCUCAGACUGUGGGAAGGGAUUCACUUGCUCAUCUAAACUGAAGGAACAUCAGAGAGUUCACACCGGGGUCUGGCCGUUCACCUGCUCAGACUGUGGGAAGGGAUUCACUUGCUCAUCUAAACUGAAGGUACAUCAGAGAGUUCACACCGGGGUCUGGCCGUUCACCUGCUCAGACUGUGGGAAAGGAUUCACUUCUUCGUCCCAACUGAAGGUACAUCAGCGAGUUCACACUGGAGAGAGGCCAUUCACCUGCUCAGACUUAGGGAAGGGAUUCACUUGCUCAUCUGAACUGAAGGUACAUCAGCGAGUUCACACUGGGGAGAGGCCGUUCACGUGCUCAGAGUGUGGGAAGGGAUUCACUAAAUCAUCUAACCUCCUGAGCCACCAGUCAGUUCACACUGGCGAGCGGCCUGCUCAGACUGUGGGAAGGGAUUCAGUUGCUCAUCCCAACUGAAGGUACAUCAGCGAGUUCACACUGGGAGAGGCCGUUCACCUGCUCAGUGUGUGGGAAGGUAUUGACUCAGUCAUCUCAUCUACAGACACACAGGCGAGUUCACACAGGAGAGAGGCCGAUCAGCUGCUGAGACUUUGGGAAGUAAUUCUAUCAGCAAAAUCAACCAAAUGUGCAUCAUUGAGUUCACAGUGGGGAGAGGCCGUUCACCUGCUGUGAAUGUGGGGAGCGAUUCACUCAGGUCAUUUAACCUUAUGUAACUCUUGCUUCAGCUAGCAACUUAAUAUAGGGGGUGAUAGCCCCUGAGCUUGGCCAAACCUAAGAAAUCUCGUUUGUGUGAAUGCUGCAUGAUGUGUCCCCUGUUACAAAUCAGUACCCCAAAAAUAACAAAUGGUACACAAUAUGCGAUUAAACAAUUGAGCUAUUUAAUUCUUACUUUGACUAUGGGAUUAGUAAAGGAAACAAAUAAAGGUAAAAGGGCCCUUUCUCUCCAUUUGUGUCUUCUCAUCUCUCCCUGGCAAAAGACCGUGAAAAUCUACCUUCCAGACUCACAGGAAAGGACAAUAUCUUUAUCAUUGGAUAGCUAGGCACUCCAAAACCCUGUUAUUUCUAGUCAUAAGCUAAACAUUGCUGCUGCAGAGAAAUCAUUAGCUCAGCAGUGAAAUAUAACACAGACACCAUUACAUUAGCAGUGAAAUCUCACAGCCUGUUACAUUUGUGACACACUACCAGCUUCACACAGCGGAAAAAGUUUCAAUAAGUUGCAUGCUGGAUAUUUGUCCAUCACUGUUGCUAAAGCUAUUUUGAGAGUGACUAUCAAUGCUGAACUCUGCAAUUAUUGCUGCUGCUCACUGCAUUCAGUUCUGGGCACAGGAGGAGUUUCUUCUACUGCAUAUUCACCUUUAAUGGGACUGGAGUUUAAUAUUGACGGGGGUGGCGUGUGGCCAGUAAAGAAGUGGAGCUUUGAGGCUUUGGCUCAAGUAGUUUUGGCAGAUGGAUUGUGCAAUCAAGUCAAUCAAGAUGUGAAUAGCUCCUGGAGGCUACGCCUGUCUGUGAAUGGAGUAACAUCAGUUUCUGAGCUGCUAGUUUUGUCCCUUUCCCCCUAGUUUAAACCAAAUUUAAUAUCUUGAGUUGCUGAUUUUUGAAGGGGAACAAUAUGUCUUUGAGGAGUGGGAAAUACUUGUCUGAACCUAGUGAUAAAGGCAACGGGAAAGGAAAGAUGCAAAAGGAAGGAUCUGAUGAAAUGCCAUUGUGGGCUGAAGAUAUGGCUUUGAAACAGUUCAUUUAAAGACUAACUUAAAAAGAAUAGUAAUGAAAUGAUGUCAUUUCUGGGAAAACUUAAGGAUCUGGAAGCUCAAGUCACUACACAGAAAGAGGAAUUGAAGAUAAUUAAGCAAAAAUUGCUUGAAAGUAAAAUGAAGUAAAACUCGUUUGGAAAGAUAUCUAAAUAAUAUUAUAGACCUCGAAACUAGGUCUUGCCGAAGGAAUAUACAAAUUGUUGGGCUGCAGGAAGGAGUUGAAAAUGGAGAUUUAACUGCUUACAUUGGUAAGCUUUCUCAUACCCUUAUUUCCUUCUGUAUUAUCACAGCCGCCUACUAUAGAAAGAGCAGACAGAACUUUUACUUUGAGAUCUCAAGAUCCAGAUAAAGCAAGGGCUUUUCUGGUUUGUUUUUAUUAUUUUAAGAUUAAAGGUCAAAUAAUGUGACAGGCAAGAAAACAAGAGUUUUUAGAUUUGAGACAUCUGAGCUUGGUUUUUAUGAAGAUUAUUCAAAGGAGGUAAUGGAACAAAGAUCAAAAUUUGCUUUGGUAAUGAAACAGGCAUAUGAUAAGAAAUUGUUUCCUUCCUUGCGUCACCCAACAAGAAUUAAAGUUUUUCCUCCUGAUUCUCCUCCUCGUAUAUUUUGUGAUCAGAAAGUUGCACUGGCGUUUGUUUAAACUAUAUCUGCUGCGACUGCCGAUUGAACUGUCUGGCAUAUUAUCUGCAUAAUAGCAUUUUGGAAAGAAGAUUUAUGAAGACUACUUGGACAUUUCAUUGAGAGACUAUUAAAAGAAGAUUAGGGGACAUUUAUUAUUGCAUAUCAUUUUUUUUUUGGUAAGAGGAUUGAUGGUUCAAGUAUGACUGUUUAAAUGGUUAUUUGGACAUUCGACGGAGGAAAAGAACAUAAAAGGACUUGUUCCUUUAACCUAAUAUCUGGUUUGAUUUUUUUUUGUGUUUUUUUCUUAAUUAAAUAACUGGCAGUUUUUCCUUCUAAUGGGGCAAUUUCCUUCUCUUAUAUAUACUUAGCGGAGGUUUCAAUUACUUGCAUAAUAUUAUUAGUUUUCAAGAUUGUGUUGAUCUGUUAUUAAACACUAUGCUUGGUUUCUCUAGGUAAUAUGUUUUAGAUUUUAAUAACUGCUUAUUUUUUAAAUUCUUUUCAACAUAUUAAUAUGUUUUUUAUAUAAUGAAUAUUAUUGCAUCUUAUAACUGAAUUUAAAGCCUUUUUAGGGGAUUUAAUGUUAAGUUUAAGAAGGAGCUGUUUUUUUCUUUUUAAGAGAUAACAAUUUUUUGGUUUCCUCUUUGUUUUAAAAAAAGACUAAAUAUAAACAUGGGAUAGUUUGUAGAUGCUGGAAUGUAAACAUUUUCCUUUGUUGAGACUGUCAUUCAAAGGGAUAGAGAACCUUUUUUAAUCUUUUUUUUCAGACAGACAGAGCAGUCUUGGUUGCGUUUUCUAUCAUAGGGUGCCUCAUUUUUCUGGGCUGUGGGGGGAGUGGGAUGGGGUUAGAAUUAGGGUUUUUGUCCCAUUGGGUGGUUCCGGAGCAUGUGUGUUUUCUGUGUGGUUGUACUGUCCAUCGCCACCAUUUUUGAUCAUCCCUUAUUGGUAUGUGCUCGGCACAUGUGUAAAGUAGAAUAAAAUUAUAGUUUGGAAUCUAAACUCAUUAAUGUAAUACGUUGGAAUGUAUGUGGUUGGAAUCAUCCUAUCAAAUGAAAAAAGACUUUUAAAAUCAUCAAUCGAUUUCAACCUGGUACAAUUUUUUGCCUAGGAGACGCAUAUAAAGGCGGGAGAUCAAAAUAGGUUUUUUGGAUCGUGGAAGAGUUUGCAAUUUCACUCCACUUCUCAAAGUAAAACUAAGGGAGUGUCUAUUUUUAUUAAAUCCAAUAUUUUGUUCAUUCAAGAGGACAUUAAGUCAGAUUUUUUUGUCGAUUUUUAAUUGUUAAAGGAAUAAUUUGUAACAGAAAAGCUGUUUUGGCCAAUUUGUAUGGUCCUAACUUAGAUGAUAUUUUUUUAAAAAAUGUAUUUGCUUUACUGCCUCAUUUAAAUGAAUAUAUGUUAAUAAUGGGCGGGGAUUUUAACUGUUGUUUAAAUCCUUUGACAAGAGCUGAACCAACCAGCAACUUCCAAAUCACUCCGCAUUACUUAUUAAUUCCUUUUUGACCGAUUUUUGGAUUGAUUGAAUUAUGCAGAUAUUUACAGCCUGAUGACAGAGAAUAUUCUUUUUUGUCACAUGUUUAUAGAAAAUAUUCAAGGAUCGAUUAUAUUACAGUUGACCCUUACUUCUUGCCUACUGUUAAGAAUUGUGAAUAUGACACUCUCGCUGUUUCUGCUCAUGCAGCUUUCAGUUUGUCUUUCGAAUUCGAUGAUGCCAUCCUAGCCCACCCACCUUGGCACCUGUCUCAGACAUCAUUGCAGAAUUCAGACUUUGUUAGUUUCAUUGAGAAACAGGUAAAAUAUUUUUUUUUCUUUUUGAUGUUUUAGGGGGUACAUCUAAAUUAAUCAUAUAGGAUACAUUUAGAGCAUUUUAAGGUGGUCAGAUCAUUUCUUAUUCUAACCUGAAAAAAACAGACUAAAUUAGAAUUAGAUAUGAUUACAAAACAAGUUAAAGUCCGAUAAUACUUAUGCAAUUUCCCGUAAUAUUGACUUAUUUAAACAAAGGAUGGAACUUAAAUCACAAUAUAAUUUAUUAUUAACUCAUCCUAUUGAAGGCUAUUUGCUUAAGCUAAAAAGUCAAUAUUAUAUGUUUGAGAUAAAAAUAAUAAACUGCGUGUCAAUUAAAAACGGCCAGAGCCAAAAGGCAAAUUUUGAAAAUCUGUAAGGAAGUUUGUACCCUUGCUUGGGAAUAUGAAGACAUUAAUAAGAUUUUUAUACUGAACUUUAUAAAUCUAAAUUUCCUGUCGAUUCUUCUAAAAUGAAUUUUUUUUUACGAAAGAUUGUUUUU
Messenger RNA from Hypanus sabinus (Atlantic stingray), 7205 nucleotides. Its product is annotated as zinc finger protein 850-like. Bases 837 to 3014 code for a protein of 725 amino acids. The record is from RefSeq and is a predicted model, not a curated record. NCBI's taxonomy places the organism in Eukaryota, Metazoa, Chordata, Chondrichthyes, Myliobatiformes, Dasyatidae. The transcript has 4 exons.